CCUGUUUCACAGCAAUAUCCAGGAAGUGAGUCGCCGCUUGUUGUUAUUGUUCAAUUGAUAGCUAGCUAGCUGGCUAGUUAACACAGAUUUUUUUUGUUGCUGUUCGUUUUCGUGGUCCGAAAAUGGCGACUUUUAUUUCUGUCCCGUUAAAGAAGUCGUCUGAAGUAGAUCUAGUUAAACCACUUUCGAAAUUCGUCACGGCGACAUAUCCAGCGGCUGAGGAGCAAGCGGACUACAUCCGAUCCGUGGAGGAGUUGAACAAGCUGCGCAAGAGUGCUCUGGGGAGGCCGCUCGACAAACACGAAAGCUCACUGGAAAUCCUCCUGAGGUACUAUGACCAGCUGUGUGCUGUGGAGCCCAAGUUCCCCUUCUCUGAAAACCAGCUGUGUCUAACCUUCACAUGGAAAGAUGCCUUUGAUAAAGGCUCACUGUUCGGGGGCUCAGUCAAACUAGCCCUCGCCAGUCUGGGAUAUGAGAAGACGUGUGUGUUGUUCAACGGAGCAGCGUUGGCGAGUCAGAUCGCUUCAGAACAGAACCUGGACAGCGACGAAGGACUGAAGGUCGCAGCCAAAUACUACCAGUUGGCGAGUGGAGCAUUUGGUCACAUUAAGGACACAGUGCUGUCAGCUCUGAACAGAGAACCUACUAUGGACAUCUCUCCUGAGACUGUAGGAACCCUCAGUCUCAUCAUGCUGGCCCAGGCACAGGAGGUCUUCUUCCUCAAGGCUACGUCAGAUAAGAUGAAGGACGCCAUCAUCGCUAAACUGGCGAAUCAGACGGCAGAUUUCUACGGUGACGCCUUCAAGCAGUGCCAGUACAAAGAGAACCUGCCCAAGUAUUUUUAUUUCCAGGAGGUGCUGCCGGUUCUGGCAGCUAAACACUGCAUCAUGCAGGCCAACGCUGAACUGCACCAGUCUCUCCUCGCCAAGCAGAAGAAACGCUUUGGAGAGGAGAUCGCUCGCCUACAGCACGCUACAGAGCUGGUGAAGACUGUAGCGUCUCGCUAUGACGAGUACGUCAGUGUGAAGGAUUUGAGCGAUAAGAUCAGCCGCGCUCUGACGGCCGCCAAGAAGGACAACGACUUCAUCUACCACGACCGCGUCCCCGAGGUCAAAGAUCUGGAACACAUCGGCAAGGCAGCGCUGGUCAAGGCUACCACCAUCACACCUCCACUCAGCGCCAAGUUCACUGACUUGUUUGAGAAGAUGGUGCCCAUGGCAGUGCAGCAGAGUAUGAGUGUGUACAGCCAGAGGAAGGCUGAGACCGUCAACAGACUGGUGGGAACCAUGAGAGAAGCUACCAACCUCUGCAACGGUGUCCUGGCAUCUCUGAACCUGCCUGCGGCUCUGGAGGACCUGUCUGGAGAUUCUAUCCCACAAUCCAUUGUUGAGAAGGCCCGUGCCAUCGUCCAGCAGGGGGGGCUGCUGAGCAUAGAGCAGCUGAUCAGAGAUCUGCCUGAACUACUGACACGAAACAGAGAGAUACUGGAGGAGUCUCUGAAGAUGCUGGGUGAUGAGGAGUCGACAGACAGCGAGCUGAGAUCCAAGUUCAGCCAACGCUGGAACAGAACUCCCUCUGGAGACCUCUACAAACCACUCAGAGCAGAGGGGGGUAACUUCCGCAGUGUGCUGGACAAGGCAGUGCAGGCGGACCAGGUGGUCAGAGAGCGUUACAAUACACACUGUGAGAUGAUCGCUCUGCUCUGUAAACCAGAGGCUGAACUCACCGCUGCCAUACCAUCAGCCAAUCCUGUGAAGACACUGCAGGGCAGCGAGGUGGUGAGUGUGUUGCGUUCCCAGCUGGCCCAGCUAGAGGAAGUGAAGAAGGAGAGGGAGGGGUUGGAGGUGGAGAUUAAGGGUGUGGCCUUUGACAUGUCCUCCAGCUUCCUGACGGCUCUGGCUCAGGACGGGGCCAUCAAUGAGGAGGCACUGUCAAUGAGCCAGCUGGACCAAUCAUAUGGCAGCUACAGCCAGAGGGUUCAGGCCAGCCUCCGUUCUCAGGAAGAACUGCUAGGCAAAGUGCAGGCGUCUCACCAGGAGUUCUCCAAGCUGAAGCAGUCCAACUCGGAGGCUAAUGAUCGUGAGGAGGUGUUGAAGAAGCUGGCCUCAGCCCACGACAGCUACGUAGAGAUCACCAGCAACCUCCGAGAGGGCACCAAGUUCUACAACGACCUCACAGAGAUCCUGCUGAAGUUCCAGAACAAGUGCAGUGACAUUGUCUUCGCGCGCAAGACAGAACGGGACGAACUGCUCAAGGACUUGCAGCAGAGCAUCGCCAGGGAGCCCAGCGCCCCGUCCUUUAAUGUCCCCGCCUACCAGACUAACCCUGCUCCCACUGCCGCCGACCCAACCCCUGCUCCCAGGACUGUCUUUCAGCCUCAGCAGCCCCAGGUGAAGGCCCAGCCCCCCCAGCGGCCCCCUCCCCCUGCCUUCACCCCCCAGGCCGCCUCCGCACCUGGUAACCCUCCAGACAACCAGCCUCAACCAGGAAACCCCCCACCCAUGGCCCCUCCCUCACAGGCACAGGGACCGCCUUACCCCACCUACCAGGGAUACCCAGGGUAUGCCUACCAGAUGCCUAUGGGUUAUAACCCGUAUGCAGCGUACGGCCAGUACAACAUGCCCCCCGCUAUGCAGCCUAACAUGCAGCCCUACGUCCCCUAUCAGCAGGCCCCAGCACCCGGACAGGGGGGCUUCCCCGGGACCCCCCCCACACAGCAGCACCCCUACACCUACCAACAGCAGCCCCAGCACCCACCACAUCAACCAUACUACCCACAACAAUAACUACUGUGUAAACUCUAUCAUUCCCUCUUCCCCCUGUUCAUCCCUUCUACCUCUGCUAUCCAUCCUCCAACUGACAGCAGAAACCGUGAUACUAACCUCUGCAAUAAAUUCUCUCUCCCUCCCUCCCUCCCUACUCUACCCUUACUCUCUCUCUCUCUCCCUUUUCAUCCCUUCUACCCCUCCCCUCUGCUAUCCAUCCUCCAACUGACAGCAGAAACCGUGAUACUAACCUCUGCAAUAAAUUCUCUCUCCCUCCCUCCCUCCCUACUCUACCCUUACUCUAUCUCUCCCUCCCCUCCUUCCCUCCCUACUCUACCCUUACUCUAUCUCUCUCUCUCCCUUCCCUCCCUCCCUACCUACUUUACCCUUACUCUAUCUCUCUCCCUUCCCUCCCUCCCUCCCUACCUACUCUACCCUUACUCUAUCUCUCUCUCUCCCUUCCCUCCCUCCCUACCUACUCUACCCUUACUCUAUCUCUCUCUCUCCCUUCCCUCCCUACCUACUUUACCCUUACUCUAUCUCUCCCUUCCUUCCCUCCCUCCCUCCCUACCUACUUUACCCUUACUCUAUCUCUCUCUCUCCCUUCCCUCCCUCCCUCCCUACCUACUCUACCCUUACUCUAUCUCUCUCUCUCCCUUCCCUCCCUACCUACUCUACCCUUACUCUCUCUCUCUCCCUUCCCUCCCUCCCUACCUACUUUACCCUUACUCUAUCUCUCUCUCUCUCCCUCCCCUCCUUCCCUCCCUCCCUCCCUACUCUACCCUUACUCUAUCUCGCUCUCUCCCUCCCCUCCUUCCCUCCCUACUCUACCCUUACUCUAUCUCUCUCUCUCCCUCCCCUCCUACCCUCCCUACUCUACCCUUACUCUAUCCCACCACCCUUGUUUAAUUAGUUUUUCAUAUAAUUUUUCUAAUUAUUGCGUUGAUUCUUUAUUUAAUUCCUAACUUCUCGUCCUGAUCUGACUUCCUGGUAUGGGCUGGGCCUCUUUUUAGAACACUAAAAAAACAAAACAAAAACACAACAUUUUAUUGUCACAUCCGCCGGACAUGUGCAGUGUUGUUUUAGAGGUCAUAGUAGUACGACACCCCUGGAGCAAACGAGGGUGAAGUGCCUUGUUCAAGGAUACAUCAACAGAUUCUUCACCGCUAGCUUUCACUUCCUGGCCCAACGCUCUGAGGAGCCUCGCUGCAUUCUGAGAUGAGGGGGCGUAGUCUAUAGGUGUGAUUCCUUAUUUGGGAGCGGGUGGAUGGUCCCGCUACAAUGUCACCGGUUGAGGGGACCGGAGGACCGACGGUUGUGUCCAGGAGUGCAAAUGUACGACUUGAACAAAUGUUCCUUGUCUGUUUAUCAAACCGUUUUGCUACUGAAUAUUGACCCAGCUCUGAUCACCGAGAUCAUUUCCUGGCGCUUCUAUUACAACUAUAUCUAUAUCCUAUUUUUCUAAUGAAUAAUACUGAUGUACUGAUCCAAUGAAAACGGCCUGUAGGUUUUCUCAUGUAGUUGAGGACCGUUGGAGAUCUGUUCUCUCCUAUAAUCAGAGUACGGCUGGAGAUGUUUUUCUGGGAUAAAGAUUAUUAGAUGCAGAGCCUUCAGAAUGUAUUCACACCCCUUGACUUUUUCCUACUUUUGUUGUUACAGCCUGAAUUUAAAAUGGAUUAUAUUUCAUUUUUUUGGGGUCACUGGCCCCCUCGAAGUGGAAUCAUGUGGGGUUUUUUUAUGCAUUAAAAUGCAAAUAAAUUAAAAAUGAAAAGUUGAAAUGUAUAUUGAGUCAGUAUGUAUUCAAACCUGUUGUUAUUUCAAGCUUAAGUAAGUGGCAUGGAAUCAAUCUGUGUGCAGUAAGUGUUUUAACAGGAUUGUUGAAUGACAACCUCAUCUCUGUUCCCCAAACAGGUAAAAGUCCCUCAGUCGAGCAGUGAAUUUCAAACACUGAUUCAACCACAAAGACUAAGGAAGUUUUGCUAUUGGUAGAUGGGUAAAAAGCAGACAUUGAGCAUGGUGAAGUUAUUAAUUACACUUUGGAUGGUGUGUCAAUGAACCCAGUCACUACAAAGAUACAGGUGUCCUUCCUAACUCAGUUGCUAGAGAGGAAGGAAACUGCUCAUGGAUUUCACCAUGAGGCCAAUGGUGAAUUCAAAGUGUUAUGUUUGGGGCAAAUCCAAUACAAAACAUUUACUGAGUACCACUAUCCAUAUUUUGAAGCAGAGGGGUGGCUGCAUCAUGUUAUGGGUAUGCAUGUAAUCAUUAAGGAAGUGGGGUUUUUUUUCAGGAUAAAUAAAUUAACAGAAUGGAUCUAAGCACAGGCAAAAUCCUAGAGGAAAACCUGGUUCAGUCUGCUUUCCACCAGACACUGGGAGAUGAAUUCACCUUUCAGCAGGACAAUAACCUAAAACACAAGGCCAAAUCUACACUGGAGUUGCUUACCAAGAAGACAGUGAAUGUUCAUGAGUGGCUGAGUUACAGUUUAGACAUGAAUCUACAUGAAAACCUAUGGCAAGACCUGAAAAUGGUUGUCUAUCAUUGCUCAAUAACUCAUUUGACAGAGCUUGAAUCAUUUUUCAAUGAAUAAUGGGCAAAUGUUGUCCAAUCCAAGUGUGAAAGUGCUUAGACUUACCCAGAAAGACUCACCGCUGUAGUCACUGCCGAAGGCGCUUAUACAAAGUAUUGACUCGGGUGUGAAUACGUAUGUUAGAUGAGAUAUUUCUGUAUUUCAUUUUCAAUAAAAUUAGCAAAAACAUGUUUUCACUUUGUCAUUAUGGGGUAUUGUGAUGUCAUUAUGGGGUAUUGGGUGAGAGGAAAAAUCCAUGUGAUCCAUUUUUAAUUCAGGCUGAUAAACAAAAUGUGGAAUAAGUCAAGGGCUGUGAAUACUUAGUGAAGGCUCUGUAUAUUAUAUAUAUAUAUAAGAAUGUAUGUGGUUAACCAAACAGACUGUUUCUCUUUCUCUCUGUGGUUCUAAUGUGAUUAAACACCUCUGGAUACCAGACAGACA
Messenger RNA from Oncorhynchus kisutch (coho salmon), 5772 nucleotides. Its product is annotated as programmed cell death 6-interacting protein. Gene Ontology annotation, cellular component: endosome. NCBI's taxonomy places the organism in Eukaryota, Metazoa, Chordata, Actinopteri, Salmoniformes, Salmonidae. Gene Ontology annotation, biological process: mitotic cytokinesis. The record is from RefSeq and is a predicted model, not a curated record. Gene Ontology annotation, molecular function: protein binding. Bases 123 to 2786 code for a protein of 887 amino acids. The transcript is spliced from 18 exons.